CUAACUGAUCAAAGCACUUGGAGAAGAUUAAAACCGCCUAAGAAGAUUGCUGUAGAAAACAUAGUUAAAUACCGUGACAGGCAACGAGAUGACUUUAUUGACAGAAUGAUUGAAAGUGCUCAGGAAAGAGGUCUAGCUACCCGGUUCGCAAGAGAACUUGGAAUCGAACCAUGUGUGGCUCAAGGAUGGUAGAAAAAUACACAGAGAAACGGAAGAAGUGCCUUAC
Molecule: messenger RNA, 226 nt
Organism: Cokeromyces recurvatus
Lineage: Eukaryota; Fungi; Mucoromycota; Mucoromycetes; Mucorales; Mucoraceae
Exons: 2
Source: RefSeq, a predicted model, not a curated record